GCCUCUUUCGUACGGACCAACCUGUGCGGUGCACGUUCCCUGAAUGAACCUUAGCGAUCCUCGUCGAUCCGCGUUCGUCUUUCUCCUCUCUAGUCGGUCGGACGGACGGUUAACCAUCGGGAGUAGUUUGCAUCGCGCCGCCGAUUCUCUUAUUCCUCUCCCCUUCGACUCCAAUUUUAUUAUCGAGAUCUCGCGUUUUCUAUCUCCGGAUUUUUUUUUGUUUCAUCGUCGCGAAUCCGAGGAAAAGAUAUAUACAUAUGAAACCGUGAACGAUACUCGGAUCGAGUGAGAUAACGAGAGAAGAAGAGAAGGAGGAGGAAGAAGAAGAAGAAGAAGAAGGAGAUUGAGAAAGAGUGGCGGAAAUCGAUGGAUUAGGCCGAUAGGUCCUCCCGUCCGGUCCUCGAGAGGAAGGACAAGGGUCGGUUCGUGAUAAAUCACGGCACGAUAACCUCGGAUUAAUUGGUCCAAUUGGUUUCCUCGCUACGAUUGCUCGCUCGGUGAUUCUCGAUCGCGUUUCACGCAAAGGAAGAAGAAGAAGAAGAAGAAGAAGAAGAACAGUGCGGUUGGAAGAUAAAUCGGCAACGCGAUCGAACAACAAUCGAUUGUCCGCGUCGCACGAAUGUGAACGAGUAACUGUACCCGUAUCUGUACAAGUAAUCUUUUUCGACCACGAGAGAGGAUCUCCAGAGGGCGGGGGGAGAGAGAGAUGGAAAGCUAUCAUCACGGUAACGACGUAUCGGGCACGGCGGAAACGGAAGCCGGACCAUCGAGCGCCGAACAAUGCAGCAACGAGCAAUGCGCCAACUCGUUGGACGACGCAGUUGGUAAACUGCUUCAAGGCUAUGACUGGACCUUGCUUCCGGUCACUUCUCGGGCGGGCGGUCGAAGAAGCGCUCACGUGAAACGCCCGAUGAACGCGUUCAUGGUCUGGGCUCAAGCGGCGAGACGCAGAUUGGCGGAUCAAUAUCCACAACUUCACAACGCCGAACUGUCGAAAACGCUGGGAAAGCUUUGGAGAAUCUUAAGCGACGGUGAGAAACAACCGUUCAUAGAGGAGGCUGAAAGAUUGAGGAACGCGCACAAAAAACAACAUCCGCAUUACAAGUAUCAACCGCGUCGACGGAAACCAAAAUCGGAGGAGCAAAUGGGCAUCGUGAUGCACAGGACCGCCUUAUCCUCUCCGGCCACGUCCCUAGAUUCCACCAACUCGUCGGAAUGCGCGUAUCCUCGCCUGUACACGGACGCCGGGAUCAAGAUGUACGAGAGGCCGACUUAUCACGACAACAAAAUCAAUUACGACGUUUCGAGAUCGAGUUGGUCGAACGACACGAGCAAAUACCCGGCCGAUCAUUCGAUCGUGGAAAGUAAAGGGCCGUACGAGGGCGGUAGAUACGGCGAGUCGAACGUGGGCAAGAGUUGCUACGUGGACGCAAAGUGCUACGAGACGGUGAAAUAUCAUCACGAGGUAUCCGCCGCCGUCAAGUAUCACGAAGCGAUUCCAAAAUAUUCGGAAUUGCAAACGAAACCUUACGAUCUACCAAAAUAUCCCGAGAAUCCCUUAAAAUAUCCCGCUGACGUUACCAGCCCGAGUAAAUCGUACGCGUGCGUGCACGGCCAUUACUCCGCACCGGAGGGGUACACGGUGCACGAGGAAAACGAAUAUCAAACGCAGGGUGUCUCGACCCAUUCUUUUUAUCCGUAUAUUUCCGCAUCCAUGACGCAACCACCUUAUUACAUGGGCCCACGAUAAAUCUGGAACUAAGAUCGGGGAAUGGAAUGGAAUAGCCCGUUGUCCGGGCAAUUGAUAGUCGGUUAAACCGCUUAGCAAUUGUUUACUUUCUUUCUUUCUUUUCUUUCUUUUCUUUCUUUCUUUCCUAUUUAUUCUUUGACAAUAAACUUUAAACAACCAAAUAAAUAAACGAUAUUAUUCCGUUAAUACAUCUGGUUCGAUCAACAAACAUUUCCCAACCAUCUACUUUGAAUAAUAUUAUAAUUUACUAUUGUUAUCUCUUUUUAUUAUACAUCAUCGCAAUCAAUCGCUGGUACAAAUUAUAUCCUUCAUCGUGUCUUCAUUUUUCGAAACGAGAACACGCUCUGUACGUACGUUUUAUACAUAUACAUCGUGAAAUCUAAAAGUAAGUAUUUUUAUAAAUAAGUACUAGAGAGAUUCUACCAGAGAGACAAGAAAAAACGAAAAAACGAAGAAAUAAAAUCAAAUUGUGCGUUGUAUA
Molecule: messenger RNA, 2231 nt
Organism: Apis mellifera (honey bee)
Lineage: Eukaryota; Metazoa; Arthropoda; Insecta; Hymenoptera; Apidae
Product: transcription factor Sox-7
Exons: 4
Coding region: 707-1750 (347 amino acids)
Biological process (GO): regulation of transcription by RNA polymerase II
Cellular component (GO): nucleus
Molecular function (GO): RNA polymerase II cis-regulatory region sequence-specific DNA binding; DNA-binding transcription factor activity, RNA polymerase II-specific
Source: RefSeq, a predicted model, not a curated record